AGGCAGAGAAGGCAGCAGCAGGCAGGACUGCCACCCUCCCAUGCAAAUCACCCCCGGGAGUGCAGCUGGGCUCCUCCCGCUCCUCCUGGGCAAUGCUCCUGGGGAGUCUGUGGGGAAGAUGCCAUCCAGGGCGCUGUGCGCUCUUCCUCAUCCUCGCCCUCCUGCUGGACGCGGUCGGCCUGGUCCUUUUGCUGCUGGGAAUCUUGGCCCCCCUGAGUUCCUGGGACUUCUUCAUCUACACAGGUGCCCUGAUCCUGGCUUUCAGCCUACUGCUCUGGAUCAUCUGGUAUUCCCUCAACAUUGAGGUGUCUCCUGAAAAACUGGACCUGUAGUUUGGCCAUGGGAAGAGGAGAAGAGACGCAGGUGCUGUAUGCAGACAUGUCUGUGAACCUGGGGCUCUUGGGCAGCAACACGUUGCAGCUUCC
This is a messenger RNA of Pan troglodytes (chimpanzee), 425 nucleotides long. RefSeq names its product transmembrane protein 238 like (gene TMEM238L). The record is from RefSeq and is a predicted model, not a curated record. The transcript has a single exon. Lineage: Eukaryota; Metazoa; Chordata; Mammalia; Primates; Hominidae. Bases 93 to 332 code for a protein of 79 amino acids.